AUGGCCGACGAAGCCAUCGACAGUUUGGGCUUCAUCAAGAGCCACUGGACGGCAUGGUGGGUACUCGGAGUGGCCCAUAAGCGAGUGCACUCCUGGCGUAGCCUCUACAUCUGCUACAGUGUGCUGGUCAAUGUGAUGGCCACCGCCUGCUAUCCGCUCCACUUGGGCCUGUCGCUCUUUCACAACCGCAGUCUCACCGAGGACAUCCUCAAUCUGACGACCUUUGCGACGUGCCUCGCCUGCUCCGCCAAGUGUCUGCUCUACGCCUACAAUAUUGGCAAGGUGGUUCGGAUGGAGCAGCUCCUGCGGCUGCUGGAUGAGCGUGUGAGUGGCAGGGAGCAGCGUGGCAUCUACGGCCAAGUGAAGCUGCAACUGCGCACCAUCCUGUAUGCUUUCAUUGGCAUCUACAUGCCGUGUGGUCUCUUUGCAGAGCUCUCGUUCCUCUUCAAGGAGGAGCGGGGCCUUAUGUACCCCGCCUACUUCCCGUUCGAUUGGUUAAACUCCACGAGGAACUACUACAUAGCCAACGUCUAUCAGAUUGUGGGAAUAUCCUACCAACUCAUGCAGAACUAUGUCAAUGACUGCUUUCCGGCCGUGAUGCUCUGCCUAAUCUCGUCGCACGUGAAGAUGCUCUGCUCCCGCUUCCAGGAAAUUGGCAGGGAUCCAUCCAUUGAUGCGGAAAAGCAGCUGGAGGAGUGCAUCACCGAUCACAAGCGCUUGCUCGAGCUCUUCAGAUGCAUUGAGGGAUUCAUGUCGCUGCCAAUGCUCAUCCAGUUCGGGGUCACCGCUCUAAAUGUCUGCAUCAGCAUCGCGGCUCUCGUGUUCUUUGUCAGCGAGCCCAUGGCUCGAUUGUAUUUCAUCUUCUAUGCCCUCGCCAUGCCCCUCCAGAUUUUCCCCUCCUGCUACUUUGGCACCGACAACGAGUACUGGUUUGGACGCCUCCACUACGCCGCCUUCAGCUGCAACUGGCACGCGCAGGGAAGGAGCUUCAAGCGCAAAAUGAUCUUCUUUGUGGAGCGAUCGCUGAAGAAGAGCACAGCGAUUGCUGGCGGCAUGCUGCGCAUCCAUUUGGACACAUUCUUCUCGACCCUUAAGAUGGCCUACUCCCUGUUCACGAUUAUUAUACGAAUGAGGAAGUAAUAUUUUGCAAUCCAUGAACUGAUUUCGUGGUCGUUUUAGUCCAUUAAA
This is a messenger RNA of Drosophila obscura, 1188 nucleotides long. It is a transcript of the gene Or59a, whose product is annotated as odorant receptor 59a. Gene Ontology annotation, biological process: sensory perception of smell; detection of chemical stimulus involved in sensory perception of smell. Lineage: Eukaryota; Metazoa; Arthropoda; Insecta; Diptera; Drosophilidae. The record is from RefSeq and is a predicted model, not a curated record. Gene Ontology annotation, molecular function: olfactory receptor activity; odorant binding. The transcript has 2 exons. The coding region runs from base 1 to 1140 and encodes 379 amino acids. Gene Ontology annotation, cellular component: plasma membrane.